GCGCGGGCAUCGGGGCGUCGGGGCCGUUGGAGGCGCUGGAGCCGCGGCCGCUGCGGGCGCCGGGACAGGUAGAUCUAUUCAGGUGAGAGAAGAUUUCAGAAGCUGACGGUAUCUGUAUGAAAUGGAUGAGAAAUGAAAAAGGCCAAACAGAACUGGAAAGAGACAAAACACAAUCGGCUGCUUAUGGAACUUUGGCCUGAAGGAUGUGUUUGGGGACAGCCAGAAUGGACAAGUCCUUUUCAUGGGAGAGUCUUGUCUGAAAAGAGCCCGGCAGCGGCAGGCGAUUUGAGCGUCCUUCCCCCCCCUGGAGCAGCAUGGCGGGUUUCAAGAGAGGGUAUGAUGGGAAGAUCGCGGGUUUGUAUGACUUGGACAAAACCCUGGGCAGAGGCCACUUUGCUGUGGUCAAACUCGCCAGGCACGUUUUCACAGGGGAAAAAGUGGCCGUAAAGGUCAUCGACAAGACCAAACUGGACACUCUGGCCACUGGUCACCUCUUCCAGGAAGUCCGCUGCAUGAAGCUCGUGCAGCACCCCAACAUCGUGCGCCUCUACGAGGUCAUCGACACUCAGACCAAGCUUUACCUUAUCCUCGAGCUUGGAGACGGAGGAGACAUGUUUGACUACAUCAUGAAACAUGAAGAGGGUCUCAAUGAAGACCUUGCCAAGAAAUACUUUGCUCAGAUCGUUCAUGCUAUAUCCUACUGCCACAAGCUCCACGUCGUGCACCGGGACCUGAAGCCUGAGAACGUCGUCUUCUUUGAGAAACAAGGACUCGUGAAGCUGACAGACUUUGGUUUUAGCAACAAGUUCCAGCCCGGAAAGAAGCUCACCACAAGCUGUGGGUCUCUCGCAUAUUCUGCUCCGGAGAUUCUGCUCGGGGAUGAGUACGAUGCUCCUGCUGUAGAUAUAUGGAGUCUGGGAGUCAUCCUUUUCAUGUUGGUGUGUGGGCAGCCACCUUUUCAAGAAGCAAAUGACAGUGAGACCUUGACGAUGAUCAUGGACUGCAAAUACACAGUUCCUUCACACGUGUCCAAAGAAUGUAAAGACCUGAUUACGCGCAUGCUGCAGAGGGACCCAAAGCGGAGAGCCUCAUUGGAGGAGAUCGAGACGCACCCCUGGCUCCAAGGCGUUGACCCCUCCCCGGCCACCAAGUACAAUAUCCCCCUGGUUUCCUACAAGAACCUUUCUGAGGAGGAGCACAACAGCAUCAUUCAGCGCAUGGUUCUCGGUGACAUAGCUGACCGAGAGAGCAUCGUCGAGGCCCUGGAGACCAACAAGUACAAUCACAUCACGGCCACCUACUUCCUGCUCGCCGAGAGGAUCCUGAGAGAAAAGCAGGAGAAGGAGAUUCAGACGAGGUCGGCGAGUCCCAGUAACAUCAAAGCCCAAUUCAGGCAGUCCUGGCCCACGAAGAUUGACGUCCCGCAGGACCUGGAGGACGACCUCACGGCAUCCCCCCUGUCCCACGCCCCCGUCCCGCAGUCCCCCGCGCGCACGGCCGAGAGCGUCCUCAAUGGCCACAGGAACAAAGCCCUGGGGGACGCGGGGGCCAAGAAGGACGAGCUCCCGGAGCUGGCCGGGCCCGCGCUGUCUGUGGCUCCCCCGGUGAGCCUCCAGCCCACGACGAGCGGGCGCAAAUGUCUGUUCCGGGUGGAGGAGGACGAGGAGGAGGACGAGGAGGACAAGAAGCCCGCGUCGCUGCCCACGCAGGUGGUCCUGCGGCGGAAGCCGUCGGUCACCAACCGCCUGACGUCGCGCAAGAGCGCGCCGGUGCUGAACCAGAUCUUCGAGGAGGGCGAGUCUGACGACGAGUUCGACAUGGACGAGAACCUGCCGCCCAAGCUGAGCCGCCUCAAGAUGAACAUCGCGUCCCCGGGCACGGUGCACAAGCGCUACCACCGCCGGAAGAGCCAGGGCCGCGGCUCGAGCUGCAGCAGCUCCGAGACCAGCGACGACGACUCCGAGAGCCGCCGGCGGCUGGACAAGGACAGCGGCUUCACCUACUCGUGGCACCGCCGCGACAGCAGCGAGGGGCCGCCCGGCAGCCAGGGCGACGGCGGCGGCCAGGGCAGGCCGGCCAACGGCAACCGCGGCCUGGACGAGGCCGGCCCCGACGGGGGCGGCCAGGGCGGGGGCGGCCCCGCGGGCGGCGCGGGGGGCGGCGGCAGCAGCCCCUCGGGCACCACGCGCCGCUGCGCCGGCCCCGGGGAGCUGGUGGAGAGCCUGAAGCUCAUGAGCCUGUGCCUGGGCGCGCAGAUCCGCGGCGGCGCCGGCUGCAUCCUGGACCCCCAGAGCGCCUGGGCCUUUUCCAGCGUCAGGGUCCAGGAGAAGUCGGCCUGGAGAAUGUGCGUGGGCUCCGCCGGGCCGCCCCCCGCCGGGCCCCGCGUCAAGCUGUUCUCUGAGCGCAUGGUGGGCCCGGCCGAAGCGCUGGACCGGCUCAAGAGCAAGAACUUGAAAAACAGCGUCUUACAACUACCUCUGUGCGAAAAGACCAUCUCAGUGAACAUCCAGCGCGGCCCCAAGGAGGGCCUGCUGUGCGCCUCCAGCCCGGCCAGCUGCUGCCACGUCAUCUGAAGGGGGCCCUGCCACCGCUCCCCACUCCUCCUCCCUCCCCUCCUGCUCUUCUGUCCGGCCGCUCUGUCCCGCCUUCCCUCCCCACCCCUUCUUUUCCUUCCCUUCUUCCCUCGCUGCUGUUCAGAGCUGUGAACGACCCCACCUUCUCUCACUGUACCCCUGUGGUUGUUGUCUCAGUCCUUUGCCACGGGCUUUGGAGCAGUUAUCGAUCCCAUUUUCCUUUGUGUGCUUGGUGAGAUGACAAUGCAUGGUCUUUGUGCAUGCUGCUAGCCGCGACACUUUUUUUUUCCCCGCUGAAUAGUCUUAUUUCAUGGUGUAAUUUCUACAUUUAUAAUUUUAAACGGAAGGUCCAGAUGAAAUUAAAAUGUGUAUCUGGAGCCUACAUGUAAAUGGAGCACUUAGACAUUUCCUGUUCUGCACUUAGAACCUAGAGAGAAAAAUGAUGCUUUUGUUUCUUCGUGAAAAUGUUCCUCCCUGUUCUGACCUUCAGUGGUAGCAGAACCAUGGGCUAAGCAGGCUGCGCUCCUUUGUGUCUGAACUAGAACCAAAGCAAUAAUGUUGGGAUGCUGAGAACUCUGAGGGGCAGAGCUGCCUGGAGGCCCCUCCCGGCCACACCCGCUAUCUUAAGCUCUGCCGGUAUCCCGGCGGGACUUUGGAGCGAGAAGAUGACCUUGGGUCUCAAUAGCUGAGACAAGCUCCGGAUUGGCAAGGCAGCCACCCCAGUCUCGUGUUGCUAUUAGAGGCAGACAAUCUUAUUUUUUAAUAUGAUGAAGAUAAUCGAUGAAGUCUUAACUAGAGGUAGAGAAGAGAAAUCCAUACAUUGUGUGAAUCGGAGCCUCUCCCAGGGUUUCCCUUAAGAUGAUGUAGAUGCUUGGGGUCAAUAGGCCUGUAGAAUGCCAGUUCAGCAAGAAAUAAAAGGUUUAAACAGGGGUACAUGUUUAUGUUGGAACAUCAGGACAGAAUUAUAUUUUUUUAAAUCCCUCUUUGGCUCUUUGCAGGAGUUUGAGAAUAGUAUUGUCUUCUCCUCUGUUUCUUCUGUUUCUCCAUGCUCUUGAAUUCAGCCUGCCACAGAAAUUGGCUGGUUGGAACAUAUAAACCCACAUGGGGGGUGUGCGUGUGCGAAUACACACACCCUAUAUGUAUAUAUAUAUAUAUACACACAUACAUGCACACAUACACACAUGUAUAUACGUAUGCACAUACAUACACACUCAUACACAGAGACAGCCGCGCACACCCCAAGAUAAAGAGAAGAGGGAAAAAUCCCUUUUCAUAUUUUUUUCUUUGUGGGAAGCCUUCCCAUUUCAAUCCCAUCUCCUUGCUUUAAUGAUAGGAAAGUCCUUCUUGCUUUUGAACUCUUCUUGUAUGAAGAACACGUUGGGUGGAAUUUUGUUCUGCAGGAUGUGGUAUAUUGGUAGCAGGUUCUUCUCUUUGGGAAGGGCAGGAGUGGCCCCUUUCCCUGCUGUGCACUGGGUCUGAGAAGCAGAGAUUGUGACUUUGGGGAGGGCCCAGCCAGCCAGGGCCCCGGGGAGGAGGAAGCUGGCCACCCAUGACCCAGCCCAUUCUAGGGUAGAGCGGGCAAAGCCCCAAAGAAAGCAUUUUGCCGCUGGGUCCAGGCUGCUGUAGCCCCUCCCCCACUCUAUUAGCUGUGGUUUGUGUAUUGACUCUUUACCCCUUAAUUGCACAGUCUCUUUACUCAGCCAAGUAGACAAAGCUAAAAACAUUUAAUCUCCUUUCUACACCUAGACUAGAUCUUAGAGUGGCAGCGCUCAUUCCGUGUGACGUUUCUGCAUUGAAAAGCUGUGAGAAUAGAUGUGUGGGUGAAGCCAGGGAAUAUGUGUGUUUGAAACUUUUGAGCAGGGAUCUUCUCAAGGGCCAGAAAUAAAGAUGUGGGGCUCACAGAGGCGUGAGUGCGACGUCUGCAUUCAGAGGAGAAGAGACGCUUACUUAUAAAGGGCAUUGGCAAUAAACUCUUUGUUGCAGCUGUUUUUUCCAAGUAUUGUAAAUACUUUUUUCCUGUGAUUAUGUACAGCCUUGGAAUGGCACCUUUUAACUAACCCCUCUGUACUUGGUUUCCAACGGUUUUUAUAUCCAGAUGUACAUAUAUAUAGAUGUGUAUAUAAAUAUAUAUAUAUAUGGUGCUCACUUUAGAAACAGCAGUGUUGACCAUUGAUGCUGCAGCGCUGUGUCACAGCCUUAUGAGUUGUGGAUGGUUGGUGGAACCUCUGGGCGUUCAGAUGUUAGUCUGAGUGUUGUCGUCUUUAUCCAUUUGUUCCUAAGUGAAUGAUUGUGCAUGUGUCAUCUGUCCUGCUAUGUUGUCCCAUAAAAGGGAGGGAGGGAGAGAAUAACCAUUACAUUAAGAUAAUAUUGGACCAAACUAUGUACUUGCUCUAAACAGUUUCUUGUACCCCUUAACCUGUCUUUAACAGUUGCAUAAGAGUUACAGUAGUGUAUAAAUUAAAUAUUGUGGGAAAACAAUUAGUCUUGUAUUUUUCUGUAUGUGUGUAUAUAUAAUUAUGUACCUCUAACAAUUCUAUCUGUAUUUAAAGAUGUGACAAUCUUGACACAGAAUUUUAAGGACAGCCAUGAAAAUGAAUAGAUUGAGUCAAAUAGAAUUGAAUUCAGGAUAUCUCCACCAAGUAAGAAUUGUGAUGUGUUAAGAGGGUAUGGGAAUACCAGCUGAUAUGGUCAGUUACUUCCAGCAGUCGGAAUUUUCUUGUGUAAACAUUCACAGACGUGUGUGACAGAAAUGGAAAAAAAGAAUCCAACUAAUAAAGUAACAUCUUGGUGUUCGGCACAUAAA
Messenger RNA from Dromiciops gliroides (monito del monte), 5376 nucleotides. RefSeq names its product SNF related kinase (gene SNRK). Lineage: Eukaryota; Metazoa; Chordata; Mammalia; Microbiotheria; Microbiotheriidae. Gene Ontology annotation, biological process: microtubule cytoskeleton organization; protein phosphorylation; intracellular signal transduction. Gene Ontology annotation, cellular component: cytoplasm. The transcript is spliced from 7 exons. The record is from RefSeq and is a predicted model, not a curated record. Gene Ontology annotation, molecular function: protein serine/threonine kinase activity; ATP binding; tau-protein kinase activity. The coding region runs from base 315 to 2573 and encodes 752 amino acids.